AAACCGAAUGAAUACCAGCAUCUUUAACGAAAAACGCCAGGCCGCAAACAUAAACGAAAAUUUCAAGACUUCAUUCAGUCUCGUUUUGACGGUUUACGGUGGUGAUCAUUCAUAGUUCUGCUCUGUUGUGUUGUAAAAAAAAGUGCAAAGACCAUAAAAUUAAAACAAAAAAAUAUAUAAAAUAAAAUAUAAAAAAAAACUACAAGAAAAUAACUGGUUUUUUAGAUUUGAAAAAAGAAAAAUAAGUGCAGAAGAGCUCCAUCUUGCUACAACAACACAGCAACAGAAAGAAGAAAAAGAAGUGUAUAGAAAGAAGUGCGAUUGAAAAAAAUUGUUCAUUAAAAAAUUAAUAAAAUAAAAGUAAUGAAAUAGAAAAUUUUUCAAAACGAAAAUACCUACCUAUCCAUCUAGCUGAAAAUAUUGAAAAAUUACAAGGUUUAAUUGUGUUUAAAAAGUAAUUGAUGCUGCUCAUGCUUUUUUAAAUAAAUUUAAAUAGAAAAUUAUUUGUAAAAUUUUAAAUUAAUGAAAACCAACAACAAAAACAACUUCAUCAUUACGAUCAGUUAACUUGAACCAAAACCAAUUUAAUAAUUACAACAAAUUACACUAACAGUUGAAAGAGAGCAAGACUACGUGAGCGAGUGCGUGUGUGUGCAAGUGCAAACAAAAGAAGAGAGUAUUUCUUGAAGAAAAAAAAACAAAAUAACAAAUUUGUGGUAUUGAGUUGAUCGUCUCAAAACAAACAUCAUGUCACAGCUCAAGUUUUGGAACAAACAGAACAAUAAUACUAAAACCGAUAACAGUGAGAAUACAGAGAAUAAAAAUGGCACCGCCACCAAGGAGGAAACCAAGGGCGGCAAACGCAACUGGUUGCAUACACCAGAAGCCUUAAUGAAUGGUCAUGUAGUCUAUCUAGUCAAGUUCUCUGGCAGUCUACCAGUGGAUCAGCCCAAGGGUAUUGAAGUUGUUAAGGAUACCAUACGUAAACUUCAAUUUGCCCAGCAAAUGAAAAAGGCCGAAACGGGAACUCAAGAGAAAUUCAAAAAAGUCGAAAUCACUAUCAGUGUGGAUGGAGUGGCUGUGCAGGAGCCUAGAACUCAGAAAAUCCUACAUCAAUUCCCCCUGCACAAUAUCUCCUAUUGUGCUGAUGAUAAGGGUGUUAAAAAGUAUUUCAGUUUUAUUGCCAAAACUGUCAAGACGAAUAGCGAAAAUAUGACCAAUGGUCGAGGCAGCAGCCCGGAUGGCUCUACACAGUCCUCAACGGAAGAAACACAUGAAUGUUUUGUUUUCAUUUCCAACAAAUUGGCUUCCGAUAUUACCCUGACCAUAGGUCAAGCCUUUGAAUUGGCUUUUAGAAAAUACAUUAAUACUGCUGAAAAAUCGGAAUUAAGCAAAGCCCAACAGCAAAUCACAGACUUAGAGAAAAUCAUUACAAUUUAUAAAAAUCGCCUGCGUGAGUUGACUUUAAAAAUUCCCAAGAAUGAAAUGGAUACAUAUUUAUUCCGCGAAGGCAUUAAAGAUAUUGUAGAGGUAAAUAUGCCUACAACAUACAAUUCAACAUCGGCAGAUUCGACUAAUUCAUCGUCUGUCCUAACUAAUGGUACUAAUGGUCUUAGCGACAACAAUGACAGAGCUUUGUUAAUCGAUACAAACUCCUGUAAUACAUCUUCGAAAAUGUCCACCACAUCGUCAGCAUCAUCGACUUCUUUCUUACCCGCUGUACCACCGCGCAACUCAAUGUCAACACAAUUACUCUCGAAAACCAUGAACAACAAUCAGAAAAUGGAUGAACUACUAUUGAAUUCGGAUUCUGAUAGUGAUUUUGAUCCACGAGCCGAAGAGUCCAAUACGGAUGGCAAUAGCACAGGCAGUGGUGGCAAAACUAUGACCAAUGAUUUGUUUGGCUUUGAGCCCUCAAAAUCAUUUGGCCAACAGUUGUUCUACAAUAACAAUGAUAAUAAAUUUCUCAAUAACAACAAUACCAGCAUCAUUAGCAAUAAUUCAAAUAACAGUUUUAGUGAAUUGACCAUAACGCCACCUUUGUUGGCUCCACCACCAAAAAUGUCAGCUUCACGUCGUAGCACCUCAGUGACUACACCCACAGCUGCCAUCACUAACAACAACAACAACAGCAUCGUUACCAAUGGCAAUAUGGCCGAUCUGUUUGGCUCCGAUCCAUUUGAUACGACUCCUUCAACAAAUGGUACCAGUAUUUUUCAAAAACAAGUUAGUAAAAUAUCCGUAGAUGAUUUCACUUUGGAAAGUUUGGAUCCAUUAAGAAAGUAAUGCAGAUUUAAUGUGAUCAAAAAAAAAAAAAACAUAAAAUAAAAGAAUUGUUAUAUUAUUUAAACAAAAGCCUAAUUUCCUCUCUGUCCUUCUUUGAAUCGAAAUUAUAUAUUUUAAGAAUUAUUUAAAAACCUAAAUGAACAUGUAAAACAAAAUGCUUUAAACGCUACACUUUUAUAACAAAAACAAUUACUAUUUAUAUAUAUGAAGAAAAAAAAACAAUAAUUAAUAAUGUAUGUACCUAGAAACAAAUAAGUUAGCUAAGAAAUAUAUUGUGAAUUAUGGAAAUGAAUUUUGGAAAGCGGAAACAGUGAGUGUCAAGAAGCUGAAACUAAUCAAUAUAGAAAACUGAUGGGUAAUAUUCAAUAAGAGGUCCGACUAAGGGAAAUCUGGAACAAAAAAUCCUUUGUGGGUUCAUCGAUCUUUUACAUAUAUAAAUAUUUUGGAUCAGGGAAAAAAUAGACUACCCUUCUUUCUAUUUCAAUUUAUAAAAAAAUAUAUAAUUUUUAGAAAGCUACAUUUAUGUAGGUUCCGGAAAGUUUUACAGUUUUUAUAGCAAACAAUGUUGUGUUUAAGAACCAAUAUCGUUUGGGAGUCCCUCGAUCUUUAACGGUAUCUUAUAUAAAGAAUUUGAAAGAAAACUGUUGACAUCAGAGAAACAGCAAAUUAUCCUUACUUUUUAUUUCAAAGAUUUUUUUUAAAUAAUUUGCUGAACUUCAAGUGAUUUUUCCAUUAGCGUGUCUUUGGAGAUCAUAUUUUUAAGCGAGUAUUUAAACAUAUAAUGGUCUGAAUGAGGUAGAACCACUGCAACUGAAUAGACUACGUUUUUGUGGAAGAUAUUUUAAAUUAUUUUUACAAAAAAAGUAAAAUGCCCAAUAAAUUAUAAUAAUAAAAUUAAACAUAUCCCUGUAAGCAUUUCACUGGUAUUCAAGUCGAAAACAAUUGUUAUUCAAGCUUUGAGUUCAGUGUCAAGCAAUUGAAUUAUAGCUGUAUUACACUUUAUAUCAAUAGCAUUAUCCAGUGAAAAGACAACAUAAAUUCAUGCCACAUGUUUAUUGUUUAAAAAUAAUAAUUUUUUCAAAUAUUUUUCAAGUGUAAAACAUAAUCAGCCCUAUUAUCUGUUUUAGUGCUUAUUAGGAUGUAUUUACCAGUAAAAUAGACAUAAAUUAGGUCAUAUAUAUUCUAAAAUUUAAUAGAUUAAAGUGAAAUCCUUCCAGUUUUAAUUUAAAAACAGUUUCGGCUGAUAUUUUUAAACACUUUUUAUUGUUUAUUUAGCCUAAUUGAUACGAAUUUAGAAAGAUUUUUG
Molecule: messenger RNA, 3592 nt
Organism: Calliphora vicina (urban bluebottle blowfly)
Lineage: Eukaryota; Metazoa; Arthropoda; Insecta; Diptera; Calliphoridae
Gene: ced-6
Product: PTB domain-containing adapter protein ced-6
Exons: 6
Coding region: 748-2286 (512 amino acids)
Source: RefSeq, a predicted model, not a curated record